GUGACUAUUCAGCAAGCGGGAGGGGCGGUCAAACAUGGCCGACGAGUUGGGGGAAGUAAACACAGCUGUAGAGGAUGGCGAAGCAAAACAAGAGCAAGAGGUCGCCAAACUUUUAAACACGGAGACUGACGACAAUGCCUGCGACAGCAACGCUCUCGGCCGGGCUGAGAGGUCGUCGUCUGAAAGCAGCUGGUCGGCUCCUCUUUUGUCGCUGGCUCGCAAGGCCACGGAAACGCUCAGCAGCGGGGUGAGCUACGCUUCUGUCCCGAGGAACUCCGUGCACGGCUCCGCUGAGAGUCCCGCAGCAGAAAAAGAGCCCGAAAGCGAGUUAAACAGCACGGGAAAGAAGCUUCCAGUGUUGCGACCCAAAGACCCCAUGGCAAUAGAAAGAUCCAAUCUACUCAGCAUGCUGAAGCUAAGCAUCAAGGUUUUAAUGCAGUCCUCACUGAGUUUGGGCAGGACGCUGGACUCUGAGUACCCGCCCUUGCAGCAGUUCUUCUUAGUCCUGGAGCACUGCCUCAAACAUGGACUGAAAGCCAAGAAGUCUUUCAUUGGUCAGAACAAAUCCAUUUGGGGACCACUGGAGCUGACUGAGCGGUUGUGUCCAGAUUCUGCCAACAUAGCGACAAGUGCCAGAGACCUGCCUGGCAUCAAGACUGGUUUGGGGAGAGGGAGGGCAUGGCUGCAUUUAGCGCUCAUGCAAAAGACAAUGGCUGACUAUAUGAAAGCUUUGCUGGACUGCAAAGAUCUCCUAAGUGAGUUUUAUGACCCAGGGGCCCUGAUGAUGGAGGAGGAAGGGGCAGUGAUGGGGGGACUCCUCGUGGGCCUCAAUGUAAUUGAUGCAAACCUCUGUAUUAAAGGCGAGAAUCUGGAUUGUCAGGUGGGAGUCAUUGACUUCUCCAUCUAUCUGAAAGAUUCUACCAGUACAGAGACCCCGAAACAUGAUACCAAGAUGACCGCCAUCUUGGAUCAAAAGCAUUACAUAGAGGAGUUGAAUCGUCACCUCAGUGGCACCGUCACAGAUCUUCAGGCAAAGAUGGACUCCCUGGAGAAAACCAACAGCAAACUUGUAGAAGAGCUGACGGCAGCGACGGACAGAAUCAACUCUCUGCGAGAAGAACAGGAUCAGCUGAAACAGGACAACGAGCUGAUCUUGCUGUCCAGUCAGAAAAAGGAAGAGGCUGCACUUCAGGAUAGCCAGGCAGAACUGGAGACGUACAGGCAAACCCGGCAGGGCCUGGAUGAGAUGUAUAAUGUUGUGUGGAAGCAGUGCAAGGAAGAAAAACGCAUUCACCAGGAGUUGGAGCGAGAGCUGGAGCUUCAGUUAGGGAUGAAGCAGGAAAUGGAGAUGGCCAUGAAGCUGCUGGAGAGGGACUCACAUGAGAAACAGGACUCACUGGCAACCUUGCGACUCCAGCUGGACCAAGUCAAAGCUCUGAACGUUCAAAUGUUCCACAAAGCACAGGACUUUGAACGAGAAGCGGCCAAAAAACAGGCAGAGGCUGAACACCUUGAGCAGAAGAUGGAUGAGAUGGCAAAAGCCAUGACUGAACUACAGCGGAGGCUACAGAAUUCAGAACAGGAUCGUAAGAAGAGCGACCAGUCCGAUAAAGACUUGAGAGUUGAGCUGGAGGGAAAAGUGAACGCUCUUGAAAAACAACUGACUGACCUGGACUCACUAAGGCUGGGCUUGGAGAAGGAGCUUCUCGUUGAGAGGGAACAGCGACAAGGCCUUCAAAAAGCCCUCCAGAGGGAGCAAGACAAUAGUGUUGAGCUUCGCACGCAACUGCAACAACUCCAAGGCCUCCACGCUGAGCUGCAGGAGCUGAAGCAGGAGAAGCAGCAGCUGCAGCAGAUGUGUGAGCAGCAGGAGCAGGCUUUGCAGGAGAUGGGGCUGCAUCUCAGCCAGUCUAAACUCAAGAUGGAGGACUUUAAGGAGGUUAACAAAGCCCUGAAGGGCCACGCCUGGUUAAAAGAUGACGAGGCCAUACAAUGCAAGCAAUGCCAGAAAGAGUUUUCUAUCUCGCGAAGAAAACACCAUUGCAGGAACUGUGGGGAUAUUUACUGCAGCACUUGCUCCAGUAACGAGCUCGCCUUACCUUCGUAUCCUCGUCCCGUGCGGGUUUGUGAUGUGUGUCACUCCCUGUUGCUGCAGAGGAGUUUGUCCAAAGCUUCCUGACAGAACACUGACCUGCCACCAUUUGGAUCUCACACUGCACAGCCACAUUUGUUUAUGAAUGUCAAUUUGGUUUUAGAUCUGAACUUGUUACCUGAAAUUCAGGAACAUUUAAUGCAUUGCAUACCAGAUGCAGUACUGUUCAAGAUAAUUCAUUUUGCUGUAGUAGGGAAAAUCAUUGUGGUUGUCAAGCAAGACUGAGUGAAGCCUUUUCAUGUCAGCUUUUCUAUUAUGUAGAAAUUAUGGCUUCCACCAAGAUUGUCCCAUGAA
Molecule: messenger RNA, 2446 nt
Organism: Phyllopteryx taeniolatus (common seadragon)
Lineage: Eukaryota; Metazoa; Chordata; Actinopteri; Syngnathiformes; Syngnathidae
Gene: rufy1
Product: RUN and FYVE domain containing 1
Exons: 17
Coding region: 35-2179 (714 amino acids)
Biological process (GO): protein transport; regulation of endocytosis
Cellular component (GO): cytoplasm
Molecular function (GO): metal ion binding
Source: RefSeq, a predicted model, not a curated record